Molecule: messenger RNA, 2178 nt
Organism: Nematolebias whitei (Rio pearlfish)
Lineage: Eukaryota; Metazoa; Chordata; Actinopteri; Cyprinodontiformes; Rivulidae
Gene: efcab7
Product: EF-hand calcium binding domain 7
Exons: 13
Coding region: 93-1922 (609 amino acids)
Molecular function (GO): calcium ion binding
Source: RefSeq, a predicted model, not a curated record
GUGUUUUAUUUUUUAACAGUUUGUUGCAGGGACUGGGUUAAGGAUAACAAGAUUUCCGUCGUGAUUUAAAAAAAAAAUAUUAUUCUAUAAGAAUGUCGUUUCAGGAGUCGUCAUCUCGUCCAUCCGACGAAGCUGAGGAGUCUUUCUAUGUGCAGUGCAGAGCUGCGUACCUUUCUGUGUUCAGGUCCAGUUUAACAAAUAUUACUUCGAAGCAGCAGUUAUGUCGUGUUCUUCAACAGGCUGGUAGAAAUCCCUCACAAGCAUCGCUCAGUAAAUACUGGACUAAGACAACAUCUAAAAUGAACUUUGAUGACUUCUGUGAGAUCCUCAAGCAUGAGAAAAAAAUGGAGGAGACGGAGCUGAUGAAAACAUUCAAAAAAAUGGAUGUGAAAGGUGAUGGCUUCAUCACUUACAGUGAACUGGAGAAGACUCUAACUACUAAAGGGGAGAAAAUGACAUCUGAGGAAGUGAACUCUAUUUUUUCAUUAGCAGACUUCUGCAAGGAUGGCAAAAUGGAUUACACACAGUUCUGCAGGCUGUUUGUUUCUACAGUGGAGCAGUGUCAAAUGGCUGCUUUGGAGAAGCUUGAAGCUGAUGCCAAGCUGAAAAGGCAGAACUUUGGCAGCCAGUCUUACAGCCCUCCAAAGGCACCGCCAUCAUCUUUAGAAGCAGCUGCAGAAUCUGGCUCCUCGCUUAAGAAAGACGGCCGUUCCUCCUCCCGUCCUCUUUCUGCUCGCAGCAGACGGUCCUCUCUGUCAAACUCAGUCACAAUGACAUCCAGCAGCACCAAGGCCAGCAAAAUCACAGAACCUCCAAGUUUGCAGGAGUGGCAUCACAACUUUAUGAAAGGAUGCUUCUUUGUAGAGGAUGAUGGGAGUAUCGGCUCUCUGCAGUACCAGCUCCAUGUCCCGCAAACAACCAGCGUCUACCUGACCAUCCAGCCACUGAGCCUCAGCCACACACCCAACAAGUCUUCAUCGUGGACGAUGGUGGACACAGCUCUUUUUGUUUCGUCAGCUGGUGAAACCAAAGAGGACUCGACUUUAGUCUGUUUCACUGAAUCAAAAGACAAGGAAAAGUAUGUUUGGAAAGGAGAAUUAAAUGCAGGGACAUACCACCUGCUUCCCUUCACCAGUGGCUGCAGAUUAAAGAAACAGAGCAAGACUCAUUUUUCUAACAGAUCUGUGGAACUAGUCUACAAGACUGACACCGAAGAACUAGAUCUCACCAGAGAGUUUAGGGAGGUGCUGUCGGACAUUUUUGAGGUGAUCGAUCUGGAUGGAAAUGGUUUGCUCGGCCUGGAAGAAUACAACUUCUUUGAGCUGAGGACCAGUGGGGAGAAGUGUGACGAAGAAGCCUGGACUGUGUGUAAAGAAAACUUUGAUAUGAGAAAGAACCAGCUGACACGGCAGGGUUUUAUGGAGCUGAACCUGAUGGAAGCCACAGAGAAAGAUGGCGACCCUGCAGACCUGUGGGUCACCCUGGAAGCCAUGGGCUAUAAUCGGACGCUGGAGCUAGUAGAGGCGUGUCCAUUCCAGAUAGAUGUUUACUGUGAAGACUGUCAGCCGUCCAUGCAGCCACUCAACAUGGACUCAGGACCCAAACUUCUGAACCAAGCCCUCCAGAAGUCUAUCACUUCUAGGACAGGAGCCAAAGCAUUGAGGGGUCAUGACAAUGUUUUUGUCUACACUUACAGAGGAGAGCACAGGAUCUCUUCCCUCUUCGUCAACAAGUCCAGUCAGAGAGUGACGGUUCAUGUCAACAAUGAGCAGAGCAGGAACUGCUGCAGCAGCAGAGGCAUGACUGUGUUUGCUGUGGAAAUACCAGCCAGAACUAAAAUGGUGAGCCAACAUGUGUUACCUGUUAAUGAGAAGCAGGACUGGACCUAUAACUGUGUUGAGACCAUUCUACCCAGCACAUAAAGCUGCACUUUCUUCUGACAUGUAUGUUUUAUGGACUGUGGGAGGAAACUAGUACCUGGAGAAAACCCGUCAUUGCAUGGGGAGACCAUGCACACUUCACACAGAGACACCCCGGCUGAGGCACAAUGUCAAACAUUUAUUUGUUCUAUUUACAAUCAGAUCAGUUGUAGCUGCUUAAUUUACUGUUUGGUUUGCACUCUGUGAAAUGUGAAACUACUGGUCAUGAUUAUUCUAAUUUGGCCGUGAGGCUCUGGGU